AUGCCGAACACCCUGACGUCUCGGUUCUGUUUGCUGCUUUUUGUGGUCGUUUUCCGGCUCUCUACAGCAGCCGAGGUCUCGGUUUGGACCGUGGGCAUCACCGGGGGCCAAGAUGCAGUGUUUCGCAAGACACUAUAUGCCAACACCACUAUCUACAUGAAAUUCCAAGGAGACGUGACAUCAUGUGACAAGAACCUGGCUUUUAACAUCACCUGGUACCUGCGCUCAUCUGUCUGCUACAAUGAGGUCUUCAAUACUCCUGACCAGAGGGCCAUGAACAUGCUUGGGAUGGACCAUAUGCUAAAAGAUGGCUGGAACGGUUUCUACAGUCAGGGCUAUAUGUAUUUUGAGAACUGCACCUCCCUUUUCUUACCAAAGGGUUAUUAUAGUGAAUUCUUCCCAUACCAGCCCCUUAUUGCCCCAGAUAGUCCUGCUUCAAAUCUGAGUUUUAAUUUUCAAGACAAGCCUGACAUAUGUGCUGUGGCAAAAGCCUGGAAGGACAGCCCCUAUCUGUUCAUUGUGAGGGUGCAGCCAAUGUUUCGUGGCUUGUAUGAAGAUGAUUUUCUGACACAGCAAAACGUGGCUUUUACAAUGAAAGUCGAAAUGAAGGGUCCUCAUGACUAUUCGUCUCCAGCCGACUGGCCUCUUAUGAUGUUUUUCAUGGUGAUGUGCAUUGUGUAUGUGUUCUUUGGAGCACUGUGGCUUGUGUGGUGCGCCUGCUACUGGAGAGACCUGCUCAGGAUCCAGUUCUGGAUCGGGGCUGUUAUCAUUCUGGGCAUGUUAGAGAAGGCUGUGUUCUACUCAGAGUACCAGAGCAUCCGAUACAAAGGAGAUUAUGUCCAAGGAGCAGUGAUCUUUGCUGAGCUGCUCUCCGCGUUGAAAAGAUCUCUCGCUCGGAUUCUGGUGCUCAUUGUCAGCCUUGGCUAUGGAAUUGUCAAGCCAAGGUUGGGCACCACUGUGCAUCGCUUGGUGGCCGUGGGCCUUCUGUACCUGAUCUUCUCCUCUGUGGAGGGUGUGCUCAGAGUUACAGGGAGUUUCUAUGGAACUGUUGCCCUGGUGGCUAAUCUUAGCCUCUCCCUCAUCGACUCCUGUGUCAUGUGGUGGAUUUUCAUCAGCCUGUCUCAAACCACUCGGCUCCUCAAGCUUCGCAGGAAUGUCGUAAAACUGGCUUUAUACCAGCAUUUUACAAAUACGCUUAUCUUUUCUGUGGUUGCCUCUAUUAUUUUCAUCAUCUGGACCACCAAAGUCUUCAAGGUGGUCGAAUGCCAGACGGGCUGGAGGGACUUGUGGGUAGAUGAUGCGUUCUGGCGACUUCUCUUCUCCACUAUUUUGCUGGUCAUUAUGGUGCUGCUGAGGCCCUCUGUGAACAGCCAGAGGUUUUCUCAUUCUCCUCUUAUUGACGAAGAGGAUGAAGAGGAAGAAGCCAAGGAGCCUAUGCUAAAUGAGGCUUUUGAAGGAAUGAAGAUGAGAGGCUCCAAGCCCGAUGCCAACGGUUCUCAGAAACUACUGAGUAAAGAGGACGAGGACCUUAAAUGGGUUGAAGAGAACAUUCCCACAACUGUUGCAGAUGUAGCUCUCCCUGUUAUUCUCGAUGAAGAAGAGGAAAUCCUCAAGACAAAGAUGGAGCGUUCCAAGAUGGAGUAA
Molecule: messenger RNA, 1644 nt
Organism: Knipowitschia caucasica
Lineage: Eukaryota; Metazoa; Chordata; Actinopteri; Gobiiformes; Gobiidae
Source: the annotation of a GenBank genome assembly